AGGCGGAGACUCAACCAGAGACUGUAAAGGACUCAACACAGAACUGUUGCGAGUUGGUUGCCAGCCUGCGACUUAUCGUGCUCACAGCGUGGCGGGCGGGGGCAGAAAGCUGGGAACGAAACAUGGAGGUACAGAGGAAGCUGUUGAACUCUGUGGAGCGCUGCGUGGAUGAGGCGUUGUCUGGGAUCGUCGCCGGUAACGCGGGGCUGGUGCAGCUGGACGGGCACAGAGUAGUGGUCCGCUCUGACCUGGGCACCCUCAAAGGCCGGGUCGCCCUGCUGUCAGGAGGAGGGUCCGGUCACGAACCAGCACAUGCUGGUUACGUGGGGGCGGGAAUGUUGUCUGGGGCAGUGGCGGGGGCUGUGUUUGCAUCCCCUCCUCCAAGCAGCGUGCUGGCAGCCAUCUUGGCCCUGUGGCAAGGCGGGGCCACCGCAGGGGUGCUGCUCAUUGUGAAGAACUACACUGGGGACCGGCUCAAUUUUGGCCUGGCACUGGAGCAGGCACGUGCCAAGGGGGUGCCCGCUGACAUGGUGAUCGUCGCUGAUGACUGCGCCUUCGCACACCCAAGCAAGGCCGGGAGGCGGGGUUUGUGUGGCACUUUGCUUGUUCAUAAGUUGGCUGGAGCCAUGGCUGAAGAAGGAUGGCCCUUGAAGGAGAUCGUCACUAAGGUGACAGAAGCAGUCAAGGGCAUUGGUACGCUGGGGGUAAGUCUGUCUCCCUGCAGUGUGCCUGGCUGCCUGCCCUCCUUUCAACUUCCCCCUGGAGAGAUGGAGCUGGGUCUGGGAAUCCAUGGAGAACCAGGCAUCAAGAGGUCAAAGAGAGCCACUGCUGAUGAGGUGGUGAAGACCAUGAUAGAUCACAUGACUGACCCCUCCAGCCAAUCACAUCUUUCAGUGAAAUCUGGUAGGUCAUCUGGGAUGCAUUGCAGGUUAUGUGGGGCCCUGUCCUGUCUGGAGAUGGCUGUGGUCACCAGAUCUGCCAUCCGCUGCCUGGAGGGGCGUGGCGUGCGGGUGGUGCGGGUGAUGUCAGGAUCAUUCAUGACGUCAUUGGAGAUGGCCGGCGUGUCUCUCACUAUGAUGCUGGCAGACGAGGAGAAACUCAGACUUUUCGAUGCUAAAACCACCGCCCCUGCCUGGCCUAACCUCAGCAGUACAGAUCUGUGUGGUAGAAUCUGCAGUAUAAAACCACCAGAAAAAACAUCUGUGCUUGCGGAAUCUACAAAACAGGAAGGUCCCCAUAGCGAUGUGCUACGGAAGGUUCUGGAGAAGGUGUGCGCUGACCUUCUGCACCGCCAGGAGGAACUGAAUGCUCUGGACCGUGCGGCAGGGGAUGGAGAUUGUGGGAGCACUCAUGCCCUUGCUGCUCAAGCCAUUAAGGAGUGGCUCUGUGGUCAUGUGGUCCCAGGAUGCCCAGGGCAACUGCUGAGUACCCUGGCAGGAUUGGUGCAGGAGCGUAUGGGCGGGUCCUCCGGGGCACUGUACAGUCUGUUCCUGACUGCUGCUAGCCCCCCUCUUAUGGGUCGCGGUGACAUUGCUGCCUGGGCCGACGCAGUGCAUGCUGGGACUGAGGCCAUGCGUCGGUAUGGGGGUGCAGACCCAGGGGACAGAACCAUGCUUGACGCUCUGUGCCCAGCCUCAGAAGAACUUAGGAAACUUUCAUCAGUUCCCUCUGCUGGCGUGAUGGCAGUACUGCAGAAGGCAGUGGAGAGAGCGGAGCUGGGGGCGGAGUCCACCCGUGACCUCACGGCAAAGGCGGGAAGGGCCAGCUACAUCGCGGCCGAGCACCUGACCAUGCCUGACCCCGGGGCUGUGGCCAUAGCCACAAUCCUGAGGUCAGUGCUUGUGGCCCUAGGAGGCAGCAAGUGAGAACGCACACUGUCUCAAUACAGGAAGUCUGCGUUGCCAGUGAGACUAAGGGAGGCAUGGCUGUCUCUCACAUGACUGAUAGCGAUUUGUUUUGGGUAAUACAUUUCUGAAAGCCACUCUAAUAAAAUAUAACACAGAGAGAAAUCUUGAAUAACAGAAUAGGGACCAAUCAAUGCAGACACACUGCAAUGAGGAUAGCGUGGCAUAGUGGUUUACAAUAUAAUAAGAUUGUGGGUUCAAAUCCUAGACUGCGUACUGUUAAGCCAUAACAUGAUGUGCUUCACUGACUAUACAUAGAAUGUACACCUGUGUAAAUGAAUACAAACAAAAGGUGUAUGCUGUACCUUGAUUAGGAUACCCUUUAACUGUAUAAUGCCGUGUGAUGUGUUGCAUUUUAACAGUGAAAUUGGAGAUUGCAGGUGCCAAUCCAUUCAAACCUUAACAGCCACAAACUGCUCUGCCUGUUAGCCACUAUCCAUUGCACUUUAUGGAUGUCAUGUUUGGGAAAUGAAAAUUAUCAUGUAAUUUGGAGCACUAAUAAAUUAUUAUUUUUUAAUUAAUAAAAUAAGUUUGCACAUGCUAA
This is a messenger RNA of Anguilla rostrata (American eel), 2448 nucleotides long. It is a transcript of the gene tkfc, whose product is annotated as triokinase/FMN cyclase. Gene Ontology annotation, biological process: glycerol catabolic process. NCBI's taxonomy places the organism in Eukaryota, Metazoa, Chordata, Actinopteri, Anguilliformes, Anguillidae. The coding region runs from base 123 to 1865 and encodes 580 amino acids. Gene Ontology annotation, cellular component: cytosol. The record is from RefSeq and is a predicted model, not a curated record. Gene Ontology annotation, molecular function: glycerone kinase activity; ATP binding. The transcript is spliced from 16 exons.